Helobdella robusta is the source of this 1775-nucleotide messenger RNA. RefSeq lists its product as hypothetical. NCBI's taxonomy places the organism in Eukaryota, Metazoa, Annelida, Clitellata, Rhynchobdellida, Glossiphoniidae. Gene Ontology annotation, molecular function: protein binding. The coding region runs from base 36 to 1775 and encodes 579 amino acids. Gene Ontology annotation, biological process: nuclear membrane organization. The transcript has 3 exons. The record is from RefSeq and is a predicted model, not a curated record. Gene Ontology annotation, cellular component: nuclear envelope.
CAUCAUCAUCAUCAUCAUCAUCAUCAUCAUAUUCAAUGACGUCAUUGUCGUUUAAAGCAUCAUCAUCAUCAAUAAAAUCAUCAUCAAUAACAUCAUCAUCUUCACUGACAUCAUCAUCACCAUCUAUUUUAUCAUCACCAUCAACAUUACCAACAACAACAACAACAUCAUCAUCAAAAGCAUCUACAUCAUCGUCAUCAUCAUUGGAGACAACAACGUCGUCAUCAUCAGUGACGACAUCAUCGUCGUCGUCGUCAUCAUCUGCAGUCAGCAAAUUCAAUGCUUACUUAACUUUCGUGAAGAGAUACCAUGCUUUGAAAUAUGAGGAUGAUGAAGAAGAUGAGAAUGAAGAUGAUGAUGAUAAAGACGAUGAUGAUGGUGAUGUUCGAAUUCAUUCAUCGAAAGUUUCACCACCUAAUACAACUUUCCAUAGAGGUUCAUCAGACGACGAUGGUGACGACGAUGAUGGUGACGAUGAUGGCCACCUGAUGAAAAGUAAAUUUAGACUAUCACAUUCCAAUAGGAAAAGAUUGAGAGAGAAUAUCGGUGGUAAUGACGAUUGUAGUGAUGCAAAAAGGAUUAAGAACCAAGUAGUCGAAGAUGAUGACGAGGACGGCCCGCCAGCAUCAUCGAGCACAUUUCCGAAAAUAAUUCUCGGCCCAUUCAGACCCAGGUAUGCCAUUCGACCUCCGCUCUGUCUGCCUCCUCCCAAAUCUUUCCUAACUUGCGACGAUCUGACUAAACACAAACUAAAGAUGGAUUUGUGGUUACGUGUGUUCUCGUACCUCAGCCAUGUGGAACUGACCAGAUGCUGCAUGCCUGUCUGUAAAACUUGGUACAAGUGGUGCUUCUAUGCACCUCUCUGGAGGGAGAUAGAUCUCAGCAGGAGGAAGAUUAGGCAGUGUCACUUGGUAGCCAUAGCGAGGCAUCAGCCAGAAUAUUUGGAUCUCAGCUACACCAACAUAAGCAGGCAGCAGCUUAGCUGGCUAUCAGGAAGACUCUUCAACCUGCGUGGCUUGAAGUUAGCUGCUUGUGCUUGGUCAGCUGUCAGCUGUCUCAGCAGCAACAGCAGUUUCUGUCCACAGCUGCGAGAACUUGAUUUGUCUUGGGUUUCCGGCUGUUCAGAUUCGUUGUUUAAGAUUUUGUUGUCUGCCUCAGUUGACGAGAGGCCCGGUGUUGAUGCGACGCUAUUGAGGUUGAGGGAUUGCGUCAAGUUGGUUUUAACUGGCUCAGACGUUACUGACGUUUCUGUUGAGUUGAUAGGUCAAACGCUGUUGAAGUUAGAAGAGUUGAAUCUGUCGUACUGUCAAGGAGUUACUGAUAAGACCAUUCAGUUCCUUACAAAUUGCACUGCUUAUACAUCUACUUUGUCGUCGUCAUGUUCGUCAACUUCAUCUCCAUCAUCAUCAACGUCAUCAACUGCGUCAGCGUCAAAACAAAACAUUUCAAGCGUUAAGAAUCAGAUUCUGCCCCCUCCAAACAGGCAGCCAUGCAGCAGAAGAGAUUACAAACUGUUGCAACCUCACACUUUGAUCCUCAACUCUGUGCUCUACAGAGGAACAAUAACAGCACCAUCUGUGACAUUGUUACAUGUUCAACCGCAAACAACCGCAGCCUACAACAAACAACUUGCACUCAGCGGAUCUUCAUCGUCGUUUUCUCUUGCCAAUUUGAAGCUACUCGUCCUUCUGGGUUGUCAUUCCAUAAGUGUCACAUCUGUCAAUAGUGCCAAAGUCCUCAGACCUACUUUGAAUAUCGUCCUACGAAAAAUGUGA